Molecule: messenger RNA, 1420 nt
Organism: Paramormyrops kingsleyae
Lineage: Eukaryota; Metazoa; Chordata; Actinopteri; Osteoglossiformes; Mormyridae
Gene: gpn3
Product: GPN-loop GTPase 3
Molecular function (GO): GTPase activity
Source: RefSeq, a predicted model, not a curated record
UUUAUGAAGUUUGGCUCAAAUCUCAACCCGUACGUCACAGGAACGCUAUAGGGGUGAACAAGCGUGGUGUGAGAACUGAAGCAGCGUCAGAUAGGAAAAUGUAACGAUUAGCCAGUGUCAGAAAUACAGCCACCAAUACUCGGAUUAUCAAAGGGAAUAUUGCUUACAAAAAGAAGAAAGAAGAUUUUAUUCUGAAAAAAUGCCACGUUACGCCCAACUGGUGAUGGGCCCGGCUGGUAGCGGGAAAAGCACCUAUUGCUCCACCAUGGUACAGCACGCCGAAACCAUCAACCGCUCCAUACAGGUGGUGAAUCUAGACCCUGCAGCUGAACACUUCAGCUACCCGGUCAUGGCAGAUAUCCGCGAGCUUAUCGAGGUGGACGACGUGAUGGAAGAUGACUCCCUGAGGUUUGGCCCCAACGGGGGACUCGUCUUCUGUAUGGAGUACUUCGCCAACAAUUUUGACUGGCUGGAGGAGUGUCUGGGUCACGUAGAAGACGACUACAUCCUGUUUGAUUGCCCCGGUCAGAUCGAGCUGUACACCCACCUGCCCGUCAUGAAGCAGCUGGUGGAGCAGCUACAGCAGUGGGAGUUCCGGGUCUGUGGCGUCUUCCUGGUCGACUCACAGUUUAUGGUGGAGUCCUUCAAAUUCAUAUCUGGGGUGAUGGCUGCCCUGAGCGCCAUGGUGUCACUUGAAAUCCCUCAGGUCAACAUCAUGACGAAGAUGGACUUGCUCAGCAAUAAAUCCAAAAAGGAAAUUGAGAAAUAUCUAGACCCAGAUAUGUAUUCAAUGAUGGAGGACAAAGCACUCACUCUGAGAAGUAAGAAGUUCAAGAAGCUCACUGAAGCCAUCUGUGGUCUGAUCGAUGACUAUAGCAUGGUGCGCUUCCUGCCGUUCGACCGCACAGAUGAGGAAGGGAUCAACAUCGUCCUUCAGCACAUCGACUUUUCCAUCCAGUAUGGAGAGGACCUUGAGUUCAAGGAGCCUAAGGAGUCUGAAGAGGAUCCACUCACCAACACGAACUAUGAUGAGUUCUUUCAAGACAAAGUUGAGGACUGAGAGGAAGAUACCAAGGGGCCUUUCAAUGUGCUUUCAAAACAGCGUCAGAGUGGUGAAAAAGCAAGUGCUCAAAUCACUCUCUAAACUGUGGAAGAAAGGAGCAAAGAUCAGACAACAGGUUUUAAUUUAUUGAAGAAAUUCACCUGACACAGAAUGUCACACUUCUUGUGGCGAUUUUAAUAUUCAUUGUACGUAGAUAUUUCUGUUGUGUCUUUUUUUGUUUUCUCUUUAAGGCUUGACCUUGGUGUUGCUUUUAGCAAUGGAAUGGAAUUGCACCACAUUUCUCUUGGGAAGACUGUAAAUGUUUGGAGUAUAUUUUUCAAUUAAAACUUACACUUGUUUGUUCUGUAAAGUUUCAAA